Molecule: messenger RNA, 1801 nt
Organism: Cicer arietinum (chickpea)
Lineage: Eukaryota; Viridiplantae; Streptophyta; Magnoliopsida; Fabales; Fabaceae
Product: protein NEN1
Molecular function (GO): nucleic acid binding; 3'-5' exonuclease activity
Source: RefSeq, a predicted model, not a curated record
UUAAGAUGUUGUUGGCGCGUUUAAAUAAAUGUUUAAGUACACAUCAAUCAAUCAAUCCAAGUAACAAACCUUAGCCUGAAUUCCGGUGGAAAAAAUGGGUCCCCCUCCUCUCAGUGAUGAUCGAUCGGAAAUUGUGUUCUUCGACGUAGAAACAACCGUUCCUACGCGAACUGGCCAGGGUUUUGCAAUUUUGGAAUUCGGAGCCAUUCUUGUUUGUCCAAGGAAGCUGACGGAGCUUCGAAACUACUCCACUCUGGUUCGACCUGCCAACCUUUCACUCAUCUCUCCGUUAUCGGAGCGCUGUAACGGAAUUAACGCCGCAGCCGUUUCCACCGCCCCUACUUUCGCCGACAUUGCUAACACCGUCUAUGAUCUUCUUCAUGGGAGGAUUUGGGCGGGUCAUAAUAUCAUAAGGUUUGAUUGUGUUCGGAUUAGAGAUGCAUUUGCUGCUGUUAAUCAGACGCCGCCUGAGCCUAAGGGCAUAAUUGACUCUUUGGUUUUGUUGACUCAAAAGUUUGGAAAAAGAGCUGGUAACAUGAAGAUGGCUACUCUUGCUACCUAUUUUGGUCUUGGGCAGCAGACGCACAGGAGCUUAGAUGAUGUUCGGAUGAAUCUUGAAGUCCUCAAAUACUGUGCCACAGUUCUAUUCUUGGAGUCAAGUCUUCCAGAUAUAUUCACUGAAAAUUGUUGGGUUUCACCAAAUGCUGUUACAAGAAGCCGUAGUAAGGAUUCUGCGUCAGUAACAUCUCCUCAAACUAAAGAUCAAAAUCAUCCAAUCUUUUCUCUUACAACAAGCAACACAAAAGUGGCUGUUCCACGUUUUGCAAAUUCCAGUACAGUUCAAUCAGAUACUUUCAGCUUUCGCGAUCUUCAAGAUGAAAUUAACCGAGAAUCCAUUAGGACAGAUGUUGCCAUGAAUGAAAAAGCUAUGCAACAUUCACCUGCUUCAUCAGCCUCAUCUUCUGUGCCUCAGUCUUGCAGCAGCUCUAUUGCUGUUUUAGAGCCCGGAAAAAUAAGUAUUUCUUCUAUUGAUGGGUCUGUUGUUCCAUCUUAUCGUGGCAUUCAAAGGAUAGAGUUACUUCAUGAAGGUUUUCCAUUUCAGCUUCAGUGUUCUGGUUUGAAAGUGCGGUUUGGAAUAACCACAAAGUUUGCUGAUAGUGCUGGCCGACCACGGUUAAACAUUGUGGUCGAUCCGUCAGAAAGUUUAUGUAAUGUUCUUGAUGCAUGCGACAAUGUUGCGCGUAAGUUAUCCUCAGAGUCUGGUAGCAGCUCUGAUUGGAGGUCAGUUGUUAUUAGGAAAGAGGGCUUCUUCAACUAUCCUACUAUCAGAUUGCAUAUACCUACAGCAGUAUGCGAAGAGAUUGCGAUUUAUGCGACAGAAAUAUAUCAAAGAGAAUCAUCUGGAUCUGUGCAAAGACUUCUCUUCAGUAAGUUUGAUGCUGAAGAACUUGGUUCCUUGUUCAAGCCCGGGACAUUUGUUGAUGCAUUGUUCUCCUUAGAUCCGUAUGACUAUCAUCAGAAUGCAGGAAUUAAAUUAGUUGCCAAAAAAUUGAUCAUUCAUUGCAAGUAGAAGGAAUAAUAUAUUUCAACGUAGAUUAGAUGGUACAUACAUCAUGCUACCAGGAUUUAUAGAUUAAUCAUUGUUUAUGUUGCAAAGUUGAUUAUAUUUCAUGAUAUUAGUUUAAUUUAUGUUCACAUACAUAAAAUUUCUGAUUAUUCAUGGAUGUCAUGCUCUCCUUAUAAGGAUAAACAUAGUUUCCUGUGGCAAAUGAGUAAAUAAAGAAAAACAUGAGAUUAUUAA